GUCACGGUACCGGCAUGUUUACGCGACGUUUGAAGCGUCUGUUGGGGUGCUGAGCGAUUCUAAGGAUAAGGUUGGUCGAGACGCGCUAGACUUGCUUGGGGUUCUCUCUAUGCUGCACUCUAGCGUGCUGCCACUUGACGUCUUCCUAGGCGCGUGGGAAGGAGCUCGAGAUGUGGUUGAGACCGACGACGGCCAAACUGACGAGAUAGACGAUCUUAGACCAUGGCACACGUCUCAGCUGCCAAAGUUCAUCGACCAACAAGCAGACAAGUGGGACGACUACAGGCUUAACAGGGCAAGCGCUCUCCUUGUGUCGCUUUCGCUGGUGACAAGACACCGCUCAGACGACCUGGACGGAUUGUCGAUGCAUCCACUGGCGCACGCGUGGGCGAAUGACCGGCUAGAUUGGAAGCAGCAGCAAGUAGCGUGGUAUGGUAUCCAAGAUGACGACACAGCUGUUGUUACAGCUUCAGAGAGACGUAGACGACCAAAGACUGUCCAGCCUAGCAACAGAGAGUGGGCAACAGUCAUCCAGGGUAUCAAUGCGACCGGGUGGACGAUUCCGCCCUUCAUCAUACUCAAGGCGCGCCACCACCUCUCAAGCUGGUACAAGGACGGCGAUAUACCCUAUAACUGGGUUAUUGGAGUCUCUAAGAACGGCUGGACGACCAAUAAGCUUGGUCUUACGUGGCUAAAGCACUUUGAUAAGCAUAUAAAGAAGAAGGUAGUGGGUACCCACCGCCUACUCUUUAUUAACGGCCAUGAGAGCCACAACUCGCUGGAUUUCUAA
Bipolaris maydis ATCC 48331 is the source of this 790-nucleotide messenger RNA. The record is from RefSeq and is a predicted model, not a curated record. Lineage: Eukaryota; Fungi; Ascomycota; Dothideomycetes; Pleosporales; Pleosporaceae.